AUGAGGACUUCCGGCGCCACGUGGGCCGCGCCUGCGCGUUGGGCACGAAGAUGGCGGCCAUGCAGCAGGGGGAUGGGGACCAGCUCUUCGAUGUCCGCAACAGCUUCUACAUCGGCAGCUACCAGCAGUGUAUUAACGAGGCACAGAAAGUCAAGCUGUCCAGUCCAGAGAAAGAAGUUGAACGAGAUGUUUUCCUUUAUAGAGCUUACAUUGCACAGAGAAAAUAUGGUGUGGUGCUGGAUGAUAUCAAGUCUGGAGCUGCUCCUGAAUUACAAGCUGUAAGAAUGUUUGCCAAAUACUUGUCCAGUGAGGAUCAAAGAGAUGCUACCAUAGCAGAGAUGGAGAAGAAGAUGGCGAAGAGUGUUGAUGUUAACAACACAACUUUCUUGCUGAUGGCAGCCUCCAUCUAUCUGCAUGAGCAAAAUACCGAUUCAGCGCUACGUACACUGCACCAAGGAGAGAGUCUUGAGUGCAUGGCCAUGUCAAUACAGAUCUUUCUGAAGCUCGACCGGCUGGAUCUGGCUCGAAAGGAGCUGAAGAAGAUGCAGGAGCAAGAUGAGGAUGCCACCCUGACACAGCUAUCAACAGCCUGGGUGAAUCUGGCCAUGGGUGGAGACAAACUGCAGGAUGCCUAUUACAUCUUCCAGGAAAUGGCAGAUAAGUACACAUCAACCUUGCUGCUUUUGAAUGGGCAAGCUGCCUGUCAGAUGGCACAGGGCAAGUGGGACGAUGCAGAAGGAGUUCUACAGGAAGCCCUAGACAAGGACAGCAGUCAUCCAGAAACACUCAUUAAUCUUGUCGUACUUUCACAGCACCUGGGCAAGGCCCCUGAGGUUAGUAACCGCUACCUAUCCCAAUUGAAGGAUGGACACCAGAGCCACCCCUUUGUUAAAGAAUAUCUGGUCAAGGAAAAUGAGUUUGACCGAUUGGUGCUGCAGUAUGCUCCUAGUGCAUGAGAAGAAUGGAAUUUGUGUCUGAAGAUGGCAAAAUCAUACUCGCAUGCUACAUCCUUGAACAGUUUUCCUGUUAAAUUCCUGAACUGUAGAAAAAUAUUUUUAAAUAUAAUGCCUCAUAACUUAAACAUUGUAUAAAUGACUAGAUGGCAUCAGUUGAGAUUCAUUUGUUAAAUGUUAAAAAUUUUGUUUGUGCUCUGAUUAAGACUAUAUUUGGUCAUUAAACAUGCUGAAACCUGUAAAAACUCUACACAUUCCUAAUAAAAAUGUCGAUGUUGUACUAACUUUAA
Rhincodon typus (whale shark) is the source of this 1243-nucleotide messenger RNA. RefSeq names its product COPI coat complex subunit epsilon (gene cope). Gene Ontology annotation, cellular component: COPI vesicle coat. The transcript is spliced from 10 exons. Gene Ontology annotation, biological process: endoplasmic reticulum to Golgi vesicle-mediated transport; intra-Golgi vesicle-mediated transport; retrograde vesicle-mediated transport, Golgi to endoplasmic reticulum. The record is from RefSeq and is a predicted model, not a curated record. Gene Ontology annotation, molecular function: structural molecule activity; protein binding. NCBI's taxonomy places the organism in Eukaryota, Metazoa, Chordata, Chondrichthyes, Orectolobiformes, Rhincodontidae. Bases 51 to 956 code for a protein of 301 amino acids.